This is a messenger RNA of Triticum aestivum (bread wheat), 573 nucleotides long. RefSeq names its product large ribosomal RNA subunit accumulation protein YCED homolog 1, chloroplastic-like. The record is from RefSeq and is a predicted model, not a curated record. The coding region runs from base 1 to 573 and encodes 190 amino acids. The transcript has 3 exons. NCBI's taxonomy places the organism in Eukaryota, Viridiplantae, Streptophyta, Magnoliopsida, Poales, Poaceae.
AUGGAGCUUGUCGAGCUACUCGUGGAGGCGGACGAGGAGGAAAAUAAAUCAUUUGGCCGGGCCACCCCGCACGACGAGGUCGGUCUACCGUUAUCAAAAUUUGGAAGGAAGCAGUUUAACCUCAUGUUCGAAAUGAAUUUGUGUGGGAAAAAGUGUGCCGAGCCAGCUGCUGAAAGCAUAUUUGCGAACUUCUCCCUCCUACUGACAGAGGACCCGGUGGAGGAACCCGACGUGGUCGACCUCGGCACCGUGUACCAGGAAGAUAGAACCAAGUUCCCUUCGAUAACUGGCAGCGAGGACGAGAAUGAUGAAGACAUAGACUGGGAUGACCACGUGCAUUUCCCUGCCGGGGAGAAGGAAAUCGACAUCUCGAAGAACCUCCGGGACAUCAUCCACCUGGAGAUCACACUGGACGCCUUCUGCAGCAGCACCUGCAAGGGCCUGUGCCUUGUCUGCGGUGCGAACCUCAACACGAGCAGCUGCAGCUGCGGCGCCGAGGAGUCGUCGCAAACCAACGACGCCAGGCAGCCAGGAACUCUCAAAGACCUGCUGAAGCCUAUGCAGAGAAGAUGA